AUGGCUCGGAUGAGAACAAAACCAAAUGGCGAGAAUGGCGCGGAAGCACCUGGCGAUCCAGCUACUAAUGGUAAUCGCAAUAGAGAUCGCGACACGAGUGGUAGAGGCGGCCAGCAGUACGCAGAAAGGGGCGGAAAGAGUCUAAACGCCUACAAAUCAACAGGAACCGGAAAAAGGCGGUACAAACCAGGUAUGGCCGCGUUAAGAGAAAUCAGAAAAUACCAGAAGUCGACAGACUUGCUCAUUCAAAAACUGCCUUUCUCUAGAUUGGUUCGCGAGAUACACGAAGAAUUUCUUAACACAGGGUACAGAUUGGAGGAAUUUCCUGCGCGUUGGCAGUCUUCCGCGCUACUAUGCUUGCAGGAAGCUGCAGAAGCCUAUCUUGUGCAUCUGUUCGAGGACGCCUAUCUAUGUACAAUACACGCAAAGAGAGUUACUUUAAUGCAACAGGAUAUACGUCUCGCUCGGAGAAUACGCGGGCAGCAAUAA
Messenger RNA from Wallemia ichthyophaga EXF-994, 489 nucleotides. RefSeq names its product Histone H3-like centromeric protein cnp1. NCBI's taxonomy places the organism in Eukaryota, Fungi, Basidiomycota, Wallemiomycetes, Wallemiales, Wallemiaceae. The record is from RefSeq and is a predicted model, not a curated record. The transcript has 4 exons. Bases 1 to 489 code for a protein of 162 amino acids. Gene Ontology annotation, cellular component: nucleosome. Gene Ontology annotation, molecular function: structural constituent of chromatin; protein heterodimerization activity; DNA binding.